Sardina pilchardus (European sardine) is the source of this 950-nucleotide messenger RNA. Its product is annotated as ecto-ADP-ribosyltransferase 5-like. Bases 91 to 873 code for a protein of 260 amino acids. The record is from RefSeq and is a predicted model, not a curated record. The transcript is spliced from 3 exons. Lineage: Eukaryota; Metazoa; Chordata; Actinopteri; Clupeiformes; Clupeidae. Gene Ontology annotation, molecular function: NAD+ poly-ADP-ribosyltransferase activity; NAD+-protein-arginine ADP-ribosyltransferase activity.
GGAACAGUAGACAUCAGUGCACAUCAGUGUGAAGACUGUGACAUCCUCUAGUUCUGUGCAUGUUUUAGGACUAAAUCAGUUACUGUUACAAUGAAGUCCCAUAUUCUGAUGCUGGUCAUGGUGACUACAACAAUGGGUUACAGGGUGCUUGAUCUACAUAAGGCAUGGCCCUUAGAUAUGGCACCCAACUCCAUUGAUGACGCCUACACCACCUGCACAAAGAAAAUGUCCAAGAAGAUCUCAGAUUAUCUUAAGAGUGACAUGAAUGCAAGUACUGAUUUUAAAAAAGCAUGGAACGCUGCAGUGAAGAAGUGCAAAAAGCCAGAAAAUGGUCUGAAUGUAAACCAUGCGAUUGCCAUCCGAGUGUACGUCAGCGGGGGACCUAAUGAGAUCUACGGCAAGUUUAAUGCAGCUGUGCGUACCGGCAGGGAUAUUUACAAAACCAAAUUCAGCUACAAGGCUCUCCACUUCCUGCUAACUGAUGCCCUCAAGCUCCUGAAGGAGAACCAGAAGCAGAAAGAGAACCAAAAGCAGUGCAUGACCACCUACCGUAGAACCAAAGAGGACUUUGACAAAAAUGUCGCCAAGAAGGAGAUCCGAUUCGGAAGCUUCACAUCCACCUCUCUCCGUGAUGAUCUCGCCCAUUUUGGCCAGAAGUCCUGCUUCAAAAUCUGGACCUGUCAUGGUGCUGCUCUGGGGAAUUACUCACAUUUGUCUGAGGAAGAGGUUUUGAUCCCACCCUAUGAGAAAUUUCUUGUUGAGAGUGUUGAAGUGCUUAAAGAGAAAGUGCGAUGGUGUGAUGUAGUGUACACACUGACCAGCACUGGUACUCUGAGUAAUUUGGAUUGUGCACUAAUGCAAAACAAUGUGUAGGGCAAUGUAAUGUUAAUGCUUCCUCAUUUCAAUGCACAGCUGUUGACUUAAAGAUAAAUACAUUUUCUAAAAAAUGA